AUGGUGGGGGAUGAGAAAUCACGAAUUGCAGAUUCGCAGAAGGCGGAUGGAGACGAAACGAGAGAUUUCCUUCGGGAGAUUCUGGUGGAGCUAAAAGGUGUUGCGGCCUUGUUGAAAAGACGCGGCGAUGAAGAGGCAGGGAAUGAAGGAGAAGCUGGAGAAGGAGAGAGCGUGAAAUGUGACGUGAAGGGUAAGGGGCCAGCUCAAAAUCUAUCUGAGGUCCCCUCAGACAAGCUUGAUCAAUCUUCUAAAAGUGCAGAGCUGAUCCAAGAUCAAUUGAAGCGUCCAUUCGACCAAGCUGUGAAAGUGAGGACGCUACUCUUACUCCCUUCAUUCAUGUUUCAAGAACUAUGGAUGAUGCCAAUGCCAAAAGGCCCAGAACAAGCACGGCUCUAUGUCAAAGAACUGCGUACGGCGAUUGACUCCAAGUCUUCAAUAGCCAGAAACAUGACUAUCGUGGAUCAUUUUGAUGACGAGACUAGGCAGAUGUACUUUGUUAAUCCUUGUAAUGACGAGGCUAGUCAGAUGAUAUUAGAUCCGGAUGAGACGCCAAAAGAUCUGGAUGACAUAGCCGUGGUCGAGUCCCCAUCCUCGACAGGAAUUCCAGAAGAAAGAUACCAGACAUUAGGCAAUUAG
Messenger RNA from Hyaloscypha bicolor E, 636 nucleotides. RefSeq lists its product as uncharacterized. The transcript has 2 exons. The record is from RefSeq and is a predicted model, not a curated record. NCBI's taxonomy places the organism in Eukaryota, Fungi, Ascomycota, Leotiomycetes, Helotiales, Hyaloscyphaceae. Bases 1 to 636 code for a protein of 211 amino acids.